Molecule: messenger RNA, 1204 nt
Organism: Eutrema salsugineum
Lineage: Eukaryota; Viridiplantae; Streptophyta; Magnoliopsida; Brassicales; Brassicaceae
Product: cytosolic sulfotransferase 18
Exons: 1
Coding region: 7-1119 (370 amino acids)
Biological process (GO): sulfation
Cellular component (GO): cytoplasm
Molecular function (GO): aromatic desulfoglucosinolate sulfotransferase activity
Source: RefSeq, a predicted model, not a curated record
UUCUACAUGGCAUCAGAACAACAAAUCUCCCAUGGAACACAAUACGAGUCCUCAAAUCCUCUUUCUCAAUCUCCAGUGAAAACAGAAACCCUAACUAACACGACUGUACUGAACCAAGACGAGACCAAGAAAGAGACAACAGAGUUCGAGAAGAACAAGAAACGGUACCAAGACCUAAUCUCCACCUUUCCACACGCAAAAGGAUGGAGACCGAAAGCUCCUCUGAUCGGGUACGGAGGUCACUGGAUAAUACAACCUCUUCUUGAAGGUUGCCUUUUUGCGCAAGACUUCUUCCAAGCACGACCAAACGACUUUUUCGUUUGUACCUACCCAAAAUCAGGGACCACUUGGCUUAAAGCUCUAACUUUCACCAUCGCAAACCGAUCUUGCUUGGACCAAUCCUCGAACCCACUCCUAAAACGUAACCCUCAUGAGCUUGUUCCUUUCAUAGAGAUCGAGUUCCCUUUCUUCCCUCAACUUGAUGUUCUCAAGAACAAAGAAAACUCUUUGUUCUCGACUCAUAUGCCGCACGGGUUAUUACCCGAGUCCAUUUCGAAAUUGGGGUGUAAGAUGGUUUACAUAUGGAGAGACCCAAAGGACACUUUCAUCUCCAUGUGGACUUUUUUCCAAAAGCAAAGGUCAGACAAUGGCCCUCUCAAUAGUCUUGAGGAGUCUUUUGAUAUGUUCUGUCGAGGUUUCUCUGGAUACGGUCCUUAUCUAGAUCAUGUCUUGUCAUAUUGGAAAGCUUACCAAGAGAAUCCAAAUCAAGUUAUGUUCCUUAAGUAUGAGAAGAUGAGAGCUGAUCCGUUGCCGUAUGUGAAGAAACUGGCUGAGUUUAUGGGUUAUGGAUUCACAGGUGAGGAAGAGAAUGAAGGGGUUGUUGAGAAAGUUGUGAAUCUUUGUAGUUUCGAUAUGUUGAAGAAUCUUGAAGCUAAUAAAGGGGAGAAAGACAGAGAGGACAUUCCUUGGAGUUUUUAUCCGAAUAGUGCGUAUUUCAGGAAAGGGAACGUUGGUGAUUGGCAGAACUAUCUGACUCCGGAGAUGGCAGCUCGAAUCGAUGGAUUGAUGGAAGACAAAUUCAAGGGCACUGGUUUGCUUGAACAUGUUAUAUAUACUUAGUUUGGAGCAGAAGUUUUGCUCUUUUUCUAAGUUUGAUUUUGAAUUGUAGUAGUAGAGGAAUAAAUGUUGCCUAUGUUUUACCCUA